Messenger RNA from Doryrhamphus excisus (bluestripe pipefish), 6682 nucleotides. Lineage: Eukaryota; Metazoa; Chordata; Actinopteri; Syngnathiformes; Syngnathidae. The record is from RefSeq and is a predicted model, not a curated record.
AAGAGUGCAGCCUGCAUGCUGAGCCUCACAUCGCCACAAACUGGCAACCAGCGAGCACUGAAAGCAGACUUCCUCAUUCGGGACUGACUAGAUUUAGCCAAAGCUUGUUUUUUUUGUCAGCUACAGGGGAAGGAAAUCCUUGUGGGACCAUGACGGGACCAAGUCAUGCUCUUUGAGUUUUUUUUUUUGUCUCCCCGGCUGCUUCUGCUGAUGGUGGUGAUGGUGAUGAUGCUGACAUGGCUCUCUCUCAAGGAGGGACAGUAAAGUUUUUUGUGGGGGGGAAGGCUUAUUUCCCUCACUUGAACCAGCUUGGAGUGUAAACAUCUGGGAGUGUAGCUGGCUUGGAGAUGAACUUUGGACAUCCGCUGCUUGUGUUGCUCACCUGCACGACCAUUUCAUCAGGGUCUCGGGUGCGCUUCGAAGACAGCGCCCCUCGGAUUGUGGAGGACCCUUCGGACCUGAUUGUUUCCAAAGGGGAGCCGGCCACCCUCAACUGCAAGGCAGAGGGCCGACCCACACCCAGUGUGGAGUGGUACAAAGAUGGCGAGAGGGUUGAAACGGACAGAGACGAUCCCCGCUCUCACCGAAUGCUCCUGCCCAGCGGCUCGCUCUUCUUCCUGCGCAUCGUACACGGCCGGCGCAGCAAACCUGAUGAGGGUGUUUACACCUGUGUGGCACGCAACUACCUCGGGGAGGCCAUUAGUCGCAACGCUUCGCUGGAAGUUGCAAUCCUGAGAGAUGAUUUCCGGCAAGCUCCGAGUGAUGUGGUGGUGGCCGCUGGUGAGCCGGCGGUCCUGGAGUGUGUGCCCCCCCGUGGUCACCCUGAGCCCCUUGUCUCCUGGAAGCGCAACAAUGUCCGAGUCAACACUAAAGACCAACGCAUCUCUGUGCGAGGGGGCAAACUGAUGUUCUCCCAAACCAGAAAAGGCGACGCAGGCAUGUACGUUUGUGUGGGCACCAACAUGGUGGGAGAACGUGACAGCGACCCCGCUGAGCUGGUGGUCUACGAGCGGCCCGUGCUGGUGCGAAGGCCCGUCAACCAGGUGGUGAUGGAGGACGAAACCGUCGACUUCCUUUGCGAGGUCCAUGGGGAUCCUCCUCCGACUGUGCGAUGGCGGCGAGAGGACGGGGAACUCCCCCGCGGGAGGUUUGAAAUUCGCAAUGGAAACAGCCUGCGUUUAUUCCGUGUGAAAGAACAGGACGAGGGGGCGUACACCUGCACAUCGGAGAACAGCGUGGGCAAAACCGAGGCGUCGGCCAUGUUGCAGGUGCACGUACCACCUCAAAUCGCAAGCAAACCCCGGGACCAGACCGCAUCCCAGGGGAGGAGCGUCACCUUCCAGUGCGGCACGACAGGAAACCCCCCACCUGCCAUCUUCUGGCAGAAGGAGGGCAGUCAGAUGCUGCUGUUCCCCGGCCAACCGCCGUCCCAGUCUGGUCGUUACUCGGUGUCCAUGAGCGGGGAGCUGACCAUCACCGACAUCCACCCGGAGGACUCGGGGUUCUAUAUCUGCCAGGCUAUCAGUGUUGCAGGAAGCGUGCUGAGUAAGGCUCUGCUGGAAGUAGAGGGAGGGCCGUCAGGCCGGAUCCCGCCAAUUAUCCGCCAAGGCCCGGCCAAUCAGACAGUGUCUCGGGGUGCAACAGCUCACCUGCACUGCCACGUCAUCGGAGGACCCUCGGUAAAGAUUUCCUGGGAGAAGAACGGAGAAGGAGUUGAGGGGAAUAAAGCUCGUCAGACCUUGGUGGAGAAUGGUACUUUGGAAAUUCGAGACAUCCAGGAAGCAGACUCGGGCAUGUACACGUGUGUGGCUUCCAGCCCCACCGGGGAAUCAAGCUGGAGCGGGAUGCUGACUGUCAGAGAAGGUGGGGUUUCCUCCAUGUCCAGAAUGUCUGAGUUCAUCCAGCUGCCAGGGCCCCCGCAGAAACCCGUGGUGACUGACGUCACCAGAAACAGCGUCACCCUCACUUGGCAGUCCAACCCGCACGAGGGCGGGGCCGCGGUCACCUCCUACAUUAUUGAAGCCUUCAGCCAAUCGGUGGGCAGCACCUGGCAGACGGUGGCCGACCAAGUGAGGCACGAGCGACACACCGUUGUGCGACUCUUCCCCAACACGGUUUACCUUUUUAUUGUUCGAGCUGUCAACUCUUACGGCCUGAGUGACCCCAGCCCGAUAUCGGAGCCUGUCAGGACGCAGGAUGGUAGUCCACCAGAAACUGGUGUGGACCACAGACAGGUGCAGAGGGAAUUAAGCGAGGCGUCAGUCUACCUGCAGAAACCCAUCGUUCUGUCUCCCACCAGUGCCAAGAUUUUUUGGAGUGUUGGCCGUCAUUCGAGCUAUGUUCAGGGUUACCGCGUGUUUUACCGCACCAUCGGCAGUCCGUGGUCAGUCCAGGAUGUGGAAGCCGCAUCGGAGCACAGCACCAUCUUAAUAGAUCUGCUCAGCAACACAGAAUACGAGGUCAAGAUACGGCCUUACUUCAAUGAGCUGCAGGGGCACGACAGCCUCAUUGUGCUGCUGCACACCCCGGAGGAAGUGUUGAGCGCAGCGCCACAGGCUGUGUCCGUGGUGCAGCUCACCAACAGCUCCAGUAUCAGCGUGUCCUGGGAGCCGCCGCCUCAUAACGCGCAGAGCGGCAUCAUCCGGGAGUACAAGGUAUGGUGUGGAACCAGCAGCCUGGAUCAGGAGCACCACAUCAACCGAACAGUGGAUGGCGCUGUCCUGUCCAUCCUGCUGAAUGACCUGCUGCCCGAUGUCCGCUACGCCGUCACGGUGGCCGCCGUCACCAGCCUGGGUGUGGGUGCACCAAGCCCGCCGGUCGACCUUCUUCUCACUCUGCCGGGGGUUCACACCUUAACGCCUGUGAGGAACGACCAGGGCGGCGACGUCAGCAUUUCGGAGCAGAUCACCAUCGUCAUGCGGCAGCCAGCCUUCAUCGCCGGGCUUGGCAUGGCCGCCUGGCUUGCUCUGAUGGGCCUCGCCGCUUGGUUCUACUGCCGCCACCGCAGGAGGAAGCAGCUGGGCCACUACACCACCUCCUUCGCAUACACCCCAGCAGUUGGCUUUGCUCACGGGGAAGGAUCUGGAAUCAUGAAUGGAGGUCCGAGCAUGUUGGGAUCAAACAUGGGCAACUUCCCCUGGCUGGCCGACUCGUGGCCCACCCCGAACCUAAUGCACGCCAGCAAAGACUCCAUCAACUGCUGCUCCGGCAAACUGGACUCAGAUAAAUACUACAAUGCUGUCGGUAUCGCCAAUUACCACCCGGAGAAACACAACGACAGUCCCAUCUACAGCACCAUCAACACAGCGGCGGAGGAGGACCUGCUGACCUACUACGACACCUACUCCAGUACCUCUUACAACCAGGGUCCUGACCCAUACAGCAGCACCCCGGCGCUGUCCGACGGUGGCCUUGUGGGUCUGGAAGAGGACCUGGAUCAGUGGACCAUCCGGUCUGGCUGCUCUACGUCUGAGUACGCCAAGCUUCAGUACUCCAAGAAAAACAACGAUAAAGCGCUAAAGCAAAGAUCUAGCGGUUCUGUGUUCAAGUCCACGCCGCUCACCUGGGUGGACGUGCUGUCGCUCCCCCUCCCGGCCAACAAGGAUGGAAGUCACCCAAAGGCAGAUGAAGGGGAGCAGCACAGCUGUGGGGAGGAAGAUGACGACUGGUGUCCCCCGCUGCCCGCCAGAACCUACCUAAUGGACACCCCUAAAGAGGAGCCCCCAAUCAGGGGCCUGCCGCCGAAACCGGACCAGCUGUCAUACUCGGACACGCUGCGGCCCAACGGCAGUCUGCGGCUGCAGCACAUGGACCUGGUGGCCCGUCACCACUCCCAGUUUUCCCAGUCCAACCCGGAUCUAUUCACCAAGACGUCGGAUGUCGCUGAGGUGUACCGCAGCAGCCAAUGGGGCGAUAGCCUCUGCAAAGGACAAUCUCCUUCUCCGGCCGGCGAUUUGAGCCCCGUGGCCCAAGCACACAGAUCCAGGAGUAAGAAAAAAGUCCCCAAGGAUGGACAACUCAGACGUGAGCUGCACCACCACGCAGCAGGAUCUUUCCAUCUAGAGCUGCCCCCUCCUCCAGCGCCUCCUCCUGUCGACAACUCCAUGCAGCUCCUGGGCGAUGUUCCGACCCGAAACGACGGCAGCGACUCGCCCGGUUCUCCCCAGGGGAGAGGAGGGACAAAGUGGUCAUUGCAGGAUGAGAAUGUAAUCCAGUACGGGCCGUCCCACCAGAUGUCAGGCUGUGGGUCGCUGGGUGGCGUCUUGACCAGGAGGAGGGACGAGAACCUCGUGUGAGAGAUUUCCCUACGGCCUGCUUCCAUCUUGGUGAACCCGGGUUCGCUUUUACAUAAAAACCGAAAGCUUUUCCAUUAAAACGUCCCAUCUUCAGUCCACGACAUCAUUUCACCACUCCGACAGUGUUUCCACCACCUGUCCAAGAAAAAAGUGUACAGACGGAUCAGCUUGUGUUUUUAUCUGCAUGUCUGCAACCUUCCUUCCUCCGGCUACUCAACCAAUCGUGUGCUCGCUGUGGUUGCUGCAGCGGGAUGACACACGCACUCUUCCCGCUCAGCCUUCCUCUGAUGCCAUUUUUACUGCUAAAUGCUGUGUCAACAUGCACAAUCUGGAUGAUCUGUGUGCCAAAGUCUGGAGGCUGCGUCACUUCCACGUUCCAAUCGUCUGCUGCUAUUUCAACCCAAACCUUGACUUGCCGGUGUCCAUUACUGCAUUAUAGAGACACCCGUGACGCUAUCGUGAGACAACAGCGGCCACUGCUGUCUAACAUGGGAAUUACAACCCCCCGGCACAUUGUUUUCAAGUGAACUGAUGAUGAUGGUGAUCAAAUACAGGAAAAAAUUAAGCAAAAUAAUUUUAAACGAUAUUUAACUUUUUAUAUUAAUUAAUAAACAUUUUAAUACAUUAUGUUGACUUUUUAUUAAUUAAUUGAUGUAAUAUUUAUUUCAUUUUUUUACAAUUUAAAAAUGUCUUGCAUAUUGUUUCUUUCACCUCCUGAGACCCAGAAACAUAAGGUUGCAUUUUCUUAGGUCAGCACAACAGCUUUAUUUUUGCACCGUGUUUCACAUUGGGAAGAAGCCUCUGAAAGGCUUGUCCCAGGGGGCGAAAAAAAACAAGUCAGUUGCGUAAUGUCCCUUAUUUAUUGUCUUUCAUAUUUGACCUGGUUGAUUUCAACGAUCUUGUAAGCGUGUUACUGUUCCUCCGUGUAAAUAUACAUCCUUACUUUUUUAUUAUCAGCUAUGUUACUAAAUAGUACGAUGGAGUAUUCGGGACACUUUGAAAAAAACUUAUCAGAGAUUUCGAGAACAAAGUCGUAAAUUUACAAGAAAAAAAGUUUAAAUUUGACCUUUGCCCAAGUCCCUAGCCCAAGACCCUUUUCAUAGCUGUCUCAGGCAAUGCCUGUUACAACGGAGUAUUCAAAUAAUCAGAGAUUUUAAGAAUAAAGUAAAAAGUUGUAAUAUUGCGAGAAUAUAUUAUGUACAUUUACAAGAAUACAGUCGUAUACUUACAUGAAAAAACUUUCUUACAGGCAUUGCCUGAGACAGCUAUGACAGUAUUCUCCAUAAUAUGACAAUUUUACUGUACAAAUUUAUUCCUGUACAUUUUCUCAUGAAUUAAUGGCUUUAUUCUCAUAAUAUCACAAAUUUUUUCUCACACAUUUUCAACUUCAUUCUUGUAAUAUUACAACUUCUGUCUUGUAAAUUUAUGAUUUUUUUCUUAUACAUUUACAAUUUCAUUGUUAAAAAAGAGUUUUUUCUCGUAAAUUAUGUGUUUUAUGCUCAUACAUUUUUAUUCUUGUAAUUUUAGAACUUUUUUAUCGUAAAUUGACACAUUUUUCUUGUACAUUUAUAACUUUAUUCUCUGAAAUUUUCCAAUAUUUUCUUGUGAAUUGAAAUUUUUAUUCUCAUAAUAUUACAAGGUUUGUUUAAGUUUUUUUCUUUAUUCUCAAAAUCUCAGGCAUUGCCUGAGGCAGCUCUAAAAAGGAAAGAACUAAGGUAAUCUUACAGUUUUAUUUCUCAUAAAUUGACAACUUUAUUCUUGUAAAUGUCUUUUUUUUCUUACAAAUUUACGACUUUAUUCCUGUAAAUUUUCGACUCCAUGCUGGAAAUUUCAGAUGAGUAUUUUUCCCAGUGGGCUAAUACUCCACGGUAGAAAAACAAAGAGUAUUUUUGGGCAAUGAAAGUGAAAAUGGCAGAUAUUGUACAGCAGAUUCUUGAAUGUAUCUUGGGUUUUAUCUGGGUCGUGUUGUGUUGGAAGAGGCUGAAAACGCUAAACUCGUGUGUGUAUGUGUGUGUGUGUGAGAGAGAGAGUGUAUAGGAGUUCAUGCACGUGUGUGUGUUGUGUUAGUGUGUGUUCAUGUUGUCAUUUUUCACCUCUGUAUGAGUGUACCGUGGUUUGUUUCAUUGACAUUUUUAAAAAAAAUAAUGAAUAAAAGACAACAUGGAUGAAAAAUGUUGAUUAAGAACCUUAUUUUCCUGUGGAGAUGUAGAUAUAGCUUUAUAUUUGUAAUGGUUCAUGCGUUUUUCCAAAGAAGUAUUUGGGCCAAAGUGGAAAAAAAUGAUGUAAACAUUCAGAAAAAGGCGGUUUGUACGUUUAUUGUCAUAAAAUUGUGGUAAAAAAAAAAAUAUAUAUAUAUAUAUAGGUUACACUUGAUAUAUAGGUUAUCA